UUGUAAUAGUGUUAGGAAAGGAGGAAGAGGGAGAGACAUCUGCCACGUCUGUAAACUACACAUUCUCUCCACUAGCGGUUCUUGGAACAGGAUAGGAAGGGGGAUUGAGAGAGAGCGAGAGGUGGGAGUAACAGAGACAGAAACACAACCCUGUUUUAAAGACCCCAACAGACCCGUUUCCGUUUCACACUGCCGCGUGAGGGUGAUGCGCGCAAGAAUCUGAAGGAAGAUGAGCUCACGUUAUUCCAGAGGCGGGCGGGCAGCGAAAUUGCGUGUGUGUCUGAUUGUGUAGCCAGCUGGUAGGCACGUCUUUGCUGGGUUCCAGGACAAGGCGGAUGGUGGUAUCCGUGUCUCGAUGCUAGGAAUGGAGGAAUUUGUCACCGACGAGGAAGAGCCAUGGUACGACCAGCAGGAUCUCGAAUCGGACCUCCACCUGGCAGCAGAGCUUGGGAAGACUCUGUUGGAGAGGAACAAGGAGCUGGAGGAUUCUCUACAGCAGAUCUACAUCACCAAUGAGGAGCAGGUGCAGGAGAUUGAGUACCUGGCUAAGCAGCUGGAGGUGCUGAGGGAAAUGAAUGAGCAGCAUGCUAAGGUGUACGAGCAGCUAGAUGGGACAGCCAGAGAACUGGAGCUCACCAACCGUACCCUGGUACUGGACAGCAAGGCCUCACAACACAAGAUAGAGAGGUUGACUGGGACCAUCGAGACCCUGCAGACCCAGGUGGAGUCUCUCUCUGGGCAGGUGGAACAGCUCCACUCCCUGGAGCUGCUCAGGGUCCGGAGGGAGAAGAGGGAACGACGCAAAACCAUCGCCUCCUUCCCCUGCCUUAGGGAACUCUGCACCGCACCCAAGUAUGAGGAUGGGUUCGUGGUGGGCCGCUCAGACAGCUUCACCUCAGAGACUAAGCGCCAGCCAGCAGAAGAGGAGAACGAGCGUCUGAGAGAGGCGGUGUCGGCGCUGCGCUCGGCCGUGAGGGCGGAGCGGGGUCGCAGGGAGGGGGCGGAGAGAGAGUGUCACGUCCUCCUGGGGGAGUUCUCUCGUCUGGAGUCACGUGUGCUGGGUGCAGAGAGCUGCCAGGCACGGGUUCGUGAACUAGAGGCAGAGCUCCAGGAACUCCAGCAGCUCCGACGGGCGAGGACCCUCCUCCUGAGCAGCGAAGAUGACGGCGUGGGCUUCACCCAGACCCUCUUCAACAACACCCCCGAGACAGACACCCUGGAGGGGGAGGGAGGAGAAGUGGGUGGAGGGCGAGGGGAGGAGGGCGAGGGGGGAGGAGGCUUAGGUGGAGAGUCGUUACCUGCCUCCAGCCCCGUCAGGAAGAGCUGCAGCGACACGGCGCUGAACGCCAUGGUGGCCAGGGAUGCAUCCGGGAGAAGAAGAGGGAGCUACGCGAUCCACGCCAACAGCGUCCGUAAGAGAGGGAUGUCCAUCCUGAGGGAGGUGGACGAGCAGUACCACGCUCUGCUGGAGAAGUAUGAGGAGCUGUUAAGGAAGUGCCGGCGCCACGAGGAGUCCCUGUGCCACGCGGGGGUGCAGACCUCGCGGCCCGUCUCCAGGGACCCCUCCAUGAAGGACUGUGCCAUGGGCCCCACCCCUGCACCCCCACCCUCCCCCACCCAGUCCCCCUCCACCCCCGAGGUGAUGGAGAGCAUCAGUAAGCAGGUGGAGGCGGUAGAUAAACGACUGGGCCAGAGCACGCCAGAGUACAAAGCUCUGUUCAAGGAGAUCUUCUCUCGUAUUCAGAAGACCAAGAUGGACAUCAAAGCUACCAAAGCCACCAAAGCCAGCAAGUCUGGCAAGUCCAGCAAAUAAAUUCUGAUACUGGAUUGGUUUGGUAGUGCAGUGCUUUUUCCAUGCUCAAAGCGCUUGAGAUUAGAGGAGGAAUUUGCCUCGUACUCUACCGAUGUGUAGCACUCAUGAGUAAGCGUCUGUAUGGGGUCUGGUCUCCUGUCUGCUUCACACGAGGCUGCUGAGGGGAGAACGACUCAUAAUAAUGCCUGGGAACGGAGCAAAUGUAAUGGCAUUAUACUACUGGAAACCAUGUGUUAGAUGUAUUUGAUACCAUUCCAAAUGAUUCUGCUCCAGCCAUUAGAGCAACAGGACAGUUUUCACAAACCUAAGGAACCUCCUGUGGACUGAUUCUGUUACUAUAGUUACCGAUCAAACAAUACGCCACUUAAACCAAUCUACUACUAAUGCUAUUAGCAGCUGCCUAGCUUUGCCAGUGAGAUCUAACACAGCUGCCUUUUGCUACCGUUACACAGGUCACACAGGUAUGAUAACUGUCACCCACAACUUGUUGGACUCCACUAUUGUCUGGGCUUGAUAUACCCAGCUGGUAAUACACUCUUGUCCCCUGACGACCAGUUCGUACAUUCUCCUACUCAACUCAAUUUUAAGGUGGAAGAAAACCUCCUUCCUUUAUGAAACACCUAUUUCCACCACCAUGCUCGAGUGACUAAUGCAACUUCCUGAUGUUGCACCCCCGCGUUCAGCCAGGGGUGAACAUUUUUAGGCUUUAGCCACUCCAGCAUGGUCCAUAACUCCAACCACCUUUUCCCUAUUAUCAUGAAUGUUAUAGUGUAUGUUGCAUUACUUUGACUUGUGUGUGAAAUACUCACGUUGUAAUGCCGUACCAUAUGGCAGGAGAAAAUGUACACAACAAUGAACCUGCAGUAUACAGGAAAUAUAAUCGAUUAUACCUUGUAUUAUUACGUGUUUUACUCUUCUAUUAUUUCUCUAUGUUCUUUCUCUCUGCGUUGUUGGGAAGAGGCCGUGAGGAAGCAUUUUACUGUUAGUCCACAGUUUACGACGCAUGUGACGAAUACCAUUUGAUUUCGAGCUAUCUAACUCGAGGUCUUAAACUCGACUGAAGCUUCAAACCUUUAUAGCAGACACAGGAUUUGGCGUGAGAUCAGUGGUGUUGUGAAACUAUGGAUUGAGAAAAGAGAAGUCGUUACAGAGAAAUCAACUGAAUCAUUUCAACCAGAAAUGUGUUAUUGUUUUCUCCACAGUGUUAUAAUUAAGCAUUAAGGCACGAGGUGGUGUGGUAUAUGGCCAAUAUACCACAGCUAAGGGCUGUUCUUAUGCACGACGCAAAGCGGAGUGCCUGGACACAGCCCUUAGCUGUGGUAUAUUGGCCAUAUAUCACAAACCCUCUAGGUGCCUUAUUGCUGUUAUAAACUGGUUAUCAAUGUAAUUAGAGCAGUAAAAAUAAAUGUUUUGUCAUACCCGUGGUAUACGGUCUGGUAUACCACGGCUGUCAGCCAAUCAGCGUCCAGGGUUCAAACCACCCAGUUUAUAAUGAGUCGUAUGUGCCAGGUACAAGCAGAGGCUAAUUUUUCUCCCAAGGUCACUCAAGUGUUGCUGAGGGAAGAAAAAGGGCAUGACUUCUUGUGGAGGCUAACUGUCUGUCAUAGCAGUGUUCCAUCCUGGUUCUGGAGGGUCGCAGCGUGCGCAGGCUUUUGUUCCAGCCCAGCAUUCAGGUUUACUGCUGGGCUGGGGGGGGGGGAAAGGCCUGCACAGCCUGAAGUGCUUCAGUACAAGGAGAUAAUGACACUGUGUCAUAGCAAUGGUAACAGAACAUGUUCUAUAUUCUAAUAAGAGAGAACAAAAUGUUUCCUAACAGGGAGCCACUCAAAAGGGGACAUCCCAUUCUUAUGGAACAUUCUGACGAUGUCCUUUUUCAAGGCUCCUUGGCUUUCUCUGCACUGUAAUGUUUUACUGAUUGCACUUAAAAAAUGUAAAAAACACGCAUUGCGUAUUUAUACAUGGAUAUUUACUUAGUAUUGCUUGUGUAUUUAUUCCGUUAUUGUGUGUCUCUGUGAGCAUUUAUUCAUGAUAACGACACUUAUCUGCCAAGGUGCCUAUAUGUGAUUGUAUCCAUUAUUGAUAGGCUGCAUCUUCAGAAUGAAAAUCAAGUCAUAUUUGUUUUGUUUAUUUAUCUACUCAACCUUUUGGGCUCCUGAGUGGCGCAGCGGUUUAAGGCAUUGCAUGUCAGUGCUAGUGAUGUCAUUACAGACACCCUGGUUCGAUUCCAGGCUGUAUCACAACCAGCCAUGAUUGGGAGUCCCAUAGGGCGGUGUAGGCCGUCAGUGUAAAUAAGAAUUUGAUCUUAACUGACUUGCCUAGUUAAAUAAAAAUGAAUUCAGAUGAAUGAGCAUAUUAUUAGUUUUAUGAGUUAGCCUAGUUAUUAGCCUUUGGCAUCACAGGUUUUGUCAUUGGGGCAAGCCACAUUAGCUCUCACUCAUUGAACUAAGGGUCAUUCUUGUUGUGGCACUCUGUAUCAUUGACUUACAUGUCUGCUCUGUGCAAUUAAAGCAUUGGAAUGAAAA
This is a messenger RNA of Oncorhynchus nerka (sockeye salmon), 4335 nucleotides long. RefSeq names its product cerebellar degeneration-related protein 2-like. Lineage: Eukaryota; Metazoa; Chordata; Actinopteri; Salmoniformes; Salmonidae. The record is from RefSeq and is a predicted model, not a curated record. Bases 356 to 1813 code for a protein of 485 amino acids. The transcript has 7 exons.